This is a messenger RNA of Closterium sp. Naga37s-1, 2511 nucleotides long. The record is from the annotation of a GenBank genome assembly. NCBI's taxonomy places the organism in Eukaryota, Viridiplantae, Streptophyta, Zygnematophyceae, Desmidiales, Closteriaceae.
AUGGUUGUGCGCAUCGGUUUGAACAAGGGAAAGGCAGAGGCGAGAGGAGUGGGAGCGGCAGAGGCGACAAGAGUGGGAGCGAGCGAAGAACAGGAUGAAAGGGAAAGAGGGAAUACAGGUGGGAGUGAUGGGGAGAUUCGGAACGGCAGUCAUUCUUGGGGAAGGAAAGGGAGCAGGAAACGGAAGAGGGCAGAGAGGGGGCUACAGAGAGGGAGGGAAAGGGCAGGAGGGACAGAGGGAAGGAGAGUGGAAGCAGGGUAUGGGGGAGAAGAAGGAAGGGGGGUGGAAGGAGCAGGGUUGAGGGAGAUGGGAAGGGCGAGGAGGGAAGAGAGAGGUGGAGAUGGGUGGAGGGAGGUGGAGUUGGUGUUUCCAGAUGCAGGCGAGAGAAUGCGCGGGAAAAGGGAGAGGGGUGGGAGGGAGAGGAGGGGCGGAGGGGAGGGGGUGAUAGGAGGGGACAUGGGGAUGGGAGGGGAGGGGAGGAUGGGUGGGGAGCAGUGGAUGGGAAGGGAGGGAGGGCAGGGCAUGGGGCACGGCAUGGGGCAUACCCGGAUAGAUUUAAACGUGAUGGUUGAUGCAGGUGAUGAGAGCAAUUACAGGGACAUAGGGGGGGGAAACGGCAUUGGAGAGCAGUGGCGCAUGGGUUGCGCGGAUGGGGAGGGAGCAUUGGCUGCUUUUGAGGCGCCUCAAAAGGUGAUGGGGGGGAGAAGUUGCGCUGAUGGGGAGGGAGCGUUGGCUGGAGGGGAUUGGAGAGGGGAGGGGCGGGAGGGAGGAUGGAGAGUAGGAGAGGAGAGGGGUGAUGGCGGGGUGGGAGAUGGGGAAAGAGGGGGGCAGGAUGGAUGUGGGAGGGUUAUGAGAUACACAGCUGAUGGGGUGGAUGGGGGGGAUGGGGGGGAUGGGGGGGAUGGGGCGGAUGGGGGGGAUGGGGGUGAUGGGGGUGAUGGGGGUGAUGGGGGUGAUGGGGGUGAUGGGAAUGGAGUGAGUAUGCGAGGCAGACAGGCGAAUGAGUGUGUUGAUACCAGCAGUGCUCCCGCGCGCACAGAGCGGGGGAAGGAUGUGAGGAGAGGAGGGCUUUUGAGACGUCUCAAAAGACAGGAGGAUGAGUGUGUUGAUACCAGCAGUGCUCCCGCGCGCACAGAGCAGGGGAAGGAUGUGAGGAGAGGAGGGAGUUAUGGGUGCAGAGGUAGAGGGAGCAGGCGAAAUAGCGGUUCAGAGGCACAGGUACAGGGGGGGGUACAGGGGGGGGAUACUUUUGAGGCGCCUCAGAGUUCUCAAGAGCCACUUAGAAAUAGGAGAGUCGGUUCAGAGGCACGGGUAGAGACUUUUGAGGUGCCUCAGAGUUCAGAGGCACAGGUACAGGGAAGGGAAGAGGAGGAGAAGGAGAAAGAGGAGAAGGGGAAGGAGGAGGCGGAUGAGGAGGAGGAGGAUGAUGAGGAGGAGGAGGGAGACGAGGAAGGGGAGGAGGAUAAGGUAGAUGAGGGGGAUGAGGGGGAUGAGGGGGAUGGGGGGGAUGAGGGGGAUGAUGGGUCCAAGCAUAAAUCCGAGGAGCAAGAGGGAGUGGAUGGUGGUGAGAGGUCGUCGAAACCAGUCACAGGCAUGAGCGUUUCUGAGAACUCUCAGAAGCGGCUCAGACUGUGCGUUACCGCUGCUGGAACUUACAGUGGGAGUGCUUUUGAGGCGCCUCAAAAGCGGCUCAGACUGUGCGUUAGCGGUGGUGGAAAUUACAGUGGGAGUGCAGAGGUGAGGCGGAGUGGGGGUGCUGUUGCAGGGGCGGGAGGGAGGGAUCGUGCUGCUGCUGAGGGGGGCGCAAUGGCAGCUGAAACGGAUGCACUGACGGCAAUGGGGACACAGACGCACGCACAGGCACAGGCACAGGCACAGGCGCAGGCGCAGGCACAGGCACAGGCACAGGCACACGCAGAGGCAGUGGCAGUGGCAGCGGAAGAGGGGAAAGCGGUGGGACAAAGCAUGGCAUACAGGCAGGAGCAAGGCGAAGCAGCAUUGAGAAGAAAGCAACAUGUGGCACCACGAACAGAGGCAGCACGCGUUGUGGCAGCAGCAGCAGCAGCGGCACGCGCCACCACUUGUGGUGCUACCCUUGCUGCUCCUGCUGCUGCUGCUGCUCCUGCUGCUGCUGCUGCUGCUGCUCCUGCUCCUCCUGCUGCUGCUGCUCGUAGUGACACUGAAUUUGCUGCGGAUGUUCCUUCUGGUGCCCAGCUGUCCCAGGCGUCCCCUCCUAUUACCAACACGCCUGCUGCGCCUCUGGCCCCUGCCCCUGCUACUGCUGCUGCUGUGUGCUUCUGCCGCGUUUUGACACAUCUCAUCUCAAAACGAAAGGCCUCCGCACCGCAGCCCGCAGCCCACCUGUCCGCUAUUGACUUGACUGCCCCGGCUCAUCCUGUCCCUGCUCCCGUUGCCCCUUCUCCUAGUGCUUCUGCUGCUGCCCCUCGCCUUGCCUCCACAAACCCUAGACAAGCCCCCCCAACCCCAACCCCAACCUCUGGUAGCUCUUAG